AUGGAGGAAGAUAAGUCAGGGAAUUCGCUGCAAACUGCAGGAACCGAUGGCAAGAAACGCAAUAUUUCGUAUUUUUAUGAACCAACAAUAGGUGAUUAUUAUUACGGCCGAAGUCAUCCGAUGAAACCACAUAAAAUUCGUAUGGCACACAGCUUAAUAGUUGGUUAUGAGCUUGAUAAAUCAAUGGAAAUCUGUAAACCAUAUGAAGCUACACCUAAAGAUAUUGCCAAGUUCCAUUCAGAUGAUUACGUUGAGUUUUUGUCUGCUGUUAGUCCGGAAUCUUUAUCUGAUCAUAAGAGGUUUAAUGUUGGUACUGAGGAUUGUCCUGUUUUUGAAGGUUUGUUUGAGUUUUGUCAAGCUUCUGCUGGUGGUUCUAUUGGUGCUGCUACUAAACUGAAUAGAGGGGAUGCUGAUAUAGCUUUGAAUUGGGCUGGGGGUUUGAAUCAUGCUAAAAAGUGUGAAGCCUCAGGGUUUUGUUAUGUUAAUGAUAUCGUUCUUGGAAUUCUUGAAUUGCUCAAGGAUCAUCAACGUGUUUUGUAUGUCGAUAUCGAUGUGCACCAUGGAGAUGGAGUGGAGGAGGCAUUUCUCACUACAAACAGAGUCAUGACUGUCUCGUUUCACAAAUUCGGGAACUAUUUUCCAUGGACUGGUCAUCUUAAGGACAUUGGUAAAGGUACUGGAAAGAAUUAUGCACUCAAUGUACCUCUCGAUGAUGGUAUUGACAAUGAGAGCUUUAAAGGUUUGUUUCGGCCUAUUAUUGGGAAAGUCGUGCAAGUUUAUCAGCCAGAAGCAGUUGUUCUUCAAUGUGGCGCAGAUUCAUUAUCUGGUGAUAGAUUAGGUUGUUUCAACUUGUCUAUUAAGGGUCAUGCGGAUUGUCUAAGAUAUCUUAGGUCCUUCAACGUGCCUUUGAUGGUCUUAGGUGGUGGAGGCUAUACCAUACGUAAUGUCGCACGUUGUUGGUGCUACGAGACAGCAAUUGCAGUAGGAGCUGAUGAGAAGCUUGAUAAUAAUCUGCCUGCUGGCAACAAAUACAUGGAGUACUUUGGUCCAGACAAUAUUCUCCAUUUCGAAACAAGCAGAAUGGAGAAUAAAAAUUCGGCUGAAGAUUUGGAAAAAUUAAGGAACUCUCUGUUGGAGCGACUGACGAAGAUGGUGCAUGCUCCAAGUGUACAGUUUCAGGAGAGACCACACACAACUGAACCCCCAGCGGAGGAAGAGGAAGAUAUGGAUGAAAGGUGA
Molecule: messenger RNA, 1239 nt
Organism: Papaver somniferum (opium poppy)
Lineage: Eukaryota; Viridiplantae; Streptophyta; Magnoliopsida; Ranunculales; Papaveraceae
Product: histone deacetylase 6-like
Exons: 2
Coding region: 1-1239 (412 amino acids)
Molecular function (GO): histone deacetylase activity
Source: RefSeq, a predicted model, not a curated record